CAACAGCAACACCCGCCUCGAGUGGUGGCAGUCCCACGGACGACAGCGCGGCGACGGCCAUGCGUCCCCAGCGAACGAGCAGCCUGUCCAGUUCUGGCGGGCCAAGGACCCCCUCGGCAGCAGCAGCGACACCAACACCAACAACAACAACAGCAACCUCGUCGUUCUCACUACAGCCCUCAUUCGGAGAGGCAGACAGCAGUGGCACGCGCAGUGCAAGCGGAAGCAUCACCAGCGCGGACGUCUCGUUCGAGCAAUUCGUCCAGCGCGACCGUGAAGCAGCCGCUGCCGCCGCCGCCGCUGCUGCCGCUGAUGCUAUUGCUGCUGAUUUCGAUGCAUCCGCACUGUCGCCGCCGUCUGCCAGAGCCAGAGCCAGUGCCAGUGGUGGCAGCGGCUCAACCCGCACCUCCGCUUCUGCUGCUCCUGCUCCUGCUACUGCUAUGAGCGGGUCUCCGACGUCCACUUUGACAGCGACCGAGGCAAGCUCAAGCCCAAGAGCAGCAGAUGCCACCACCACCACCACCCCCACUGCGCAUGACGCGCUGGCGUCCCCGUCGUUGUCGCCGUCGUCGUCGAGUGAGGAUGCGGAUCAAUUGUCCAGCCUGCCGCUCACCCACCACUCCUCGGCCUCGUCAUCGACAGUCGCGAGCGCCGGUGCAUCUCCCAAUCCACAGCCUCGGAACAUUCGGCAAGAGCACCACAUGAUUGCCAAGUCCAAGUUCUUGCGCGAGCACGCCAAGGCCUUGCACUCGACUCCCCUGGAGUGGAUUGCACCUCCAACCACCGUGUUUGUCAUCAAAAAGUUCCGCGAUCGCGCAGUCACGGAGCGGCUGAAGGAAAUUACAACGUGGCUCGUGGCCGAGAAGCAACUGACCGUCUUUGUCGAGAGCUCGGUGCUGCAAGAGGAUGCGCUCGUGAAUGAUGUCACAUACGCCCACUCUAUUCUCCCAAAGCUCCAAAAUUUGGACGUCUCGACUAUUGGCACGCUGGCAGACCAGAUUGACUUUAUCAUCUGCCUGGGCGGCGACGGCACCAUCCUAUACGCCUCCUCGCUGUUCCAAGGGCGAUGUCCACCCGUCAUGUCCUUCCACAUGGGCUCGCUAGGGUUUUUGAUGCCGUUUGAUGUGCGCAAUUUCAAGGAGAGAAUCGAGUGUGUGCUCCUGGGCAAAUGUCUCGUCACCAUGCGCAUGCGUCUCGAGUGCGAAGUUAUUCGAAGCAAGAACAACCAAAGAGCGAGCAUGCUUCCGCACGUCUUUCAUGCGCUCAACGAAAUUGUCAUCGACCGCGGGCCUUCGCCGUUUCUGGGUGACUUGCAGGUGUUUUGCGAUGGAAAGCACAUCACGUCUGUGCAAGGUGAUGGUUUGAUUGUCGCCACCCCGACAGGCAGCACCGCUUACUCUGUAUCUGCUGGCGGGUCGAUGGUUCAUCCAAAUGUGCCUGCAAUGCUGUUGACACCGAUUUGCCCACACACCUUGUCCUUCCGUCCCAUCUUGGUGCCGGACACUGUGGAAUUGCGGCUGCUCGUUUCUCUGACGAGCCGCAACUCGGCGUGGAUUUCGCUGGACGGGCGCAACCCGCAAGAGCUCAAGCAGGGCGACGGUUUGCGCAUUGUAUCGUCGCCCUGGCCCGUCCCGACCAUCAAUCGAGUCGACCAGAGUACCGACUGGUUCCGCUCGUUGAGCCAGUGUCUGAACUGGAAUGUGCGACAAAAGCAACUUCCUUUCAAUGAAGAAUCCAGGUACCGCCCUUCCGGGCUGCGACCCUAUCCCUAUCCCGGGUACGAGUCGGCGCCCAGUCUCGACGACGAGGAGGACAAUCCUGAAAAGCGGCGGAUUAGCGCAUUCUUGUAGUGCACAAGUGUGGGGGUCGCAAAUUUUUUUUAAUGAAUACAAUGUUUCUACUC
This is a messenger RNA of Capsaspora owczarzaki ATCC 30864, 1903 nucleotides long. RefSeq names its product poly(p)/ATP nad kinase. NCBI's taxonomy places the organism in Eukaryota, Filasterea, Ministeriida, Capsasporidae. The transcript is spliced from 4 exons. Gene Ontology annotation, biological process: NAD+ metabolic process; NADP+ biosynthetic process. The record is from RefSeq and is a predicted model, not a curated record. The coding region runs from base 60 to 1850 and encodes 596 amino acids. Gene Ontology annotation, molecular function: NAD+ kinase activity.